UAGGUUAAACGUACUAAUGAUAUAUAGUAACUAUAGCCGAACCCUAAAAACAGCCGAAACCUAAAAACGAACUCUUUUUCUCCCUAAAAACGAACUCUUUUUCUCUCAGAGAACCGUCUGAUAAUGGACAAAGCCAAUACCAACCGGUCCAAGGUUUGUGGUGGUUCCGGUGAAGCUAAGCUAACUGGGAAGAAGCGGAAGAACGUGAGUGCCAAACAAUCAAAGAAAGAUGCAAAAAAGGAGAAUUCUCAAAUGUUAAAGUGGAGUUCGAAAGAUGAGGUCCUUGUGCUACAAGGUAUGUUGGAUUUCAAAUCUGUAACAGGUAAGAAUCCUGUUGAUGAUAUAAACGGAGCAUACGAAUUCGUCGUCCAUGAAUACAUAAGCACUGUUAUUGACGAAGACUUCAUAGAGAAGAUGAAGAGUUUGAAGAAGAAAUUAAAGAAAAAACAGAGGAUUUACGAUAAAGAUCCGUCUUCUUCGGAACCUCUAUACCAGAAAAGUUCCGAGUGGUUGAAAAUGAUUUGGGGUUAUGAUGUGGAAUCUGCCCUUGAGAAACCAAGGAAGAGUAAGCGGAUUAUAAAGCUUUGA
Messenger RNA from Arabidopsis thaliana (thale cress), 588 nucleotides. RefSeq names its product DNA-binding storekeeper protein-related transcriptional regulator. The transcript has a single exon. The record is from RefSeq and is marked reviewed. NCBI's taxonomy places the organism in Eukaryota, Viridiplantae, Streptophyta, Magnoliopsida, Brassicales, Brassicaceae. Bases 124 to 588 code for a protein of 154 amino acids. Gene Ontology annotation, biological process: regulation of gene expression.